CAAAUUCUUUCCUGUAGAAAAAAAUACUCCGACGGACAAGAACUAACUGCUUUCAAAUAAACAAGGAUUUUUUUCGUGUUUCAGGUUGUUUAUCGAGAUUUCAAUGUGAUUUUCUGACGGAAUCUGGGUCUAGAGAAGACCUCGCUAUGAAUUUAUUGCUGGCGUUUUAUGGAUUUUGUUUGAUACUGCUCGUGAACGGUAAAGUCCACGGGAGGCAAGGUCUUCAUGGGGCCAACAAGAAGCAUAGUAAACAUCAAAAGAAACGGGAUGGUUUGAAAAGAAACGAUUUCAAGAAGACGCAUUUGAGUUCAAAGGAUAAAAAGGCAGACAUUACUAAACGACAGUUUAUGUUCAGACCUUAUGGGCCUCCCAAUUACCCAAUCCUAAAACCUCCACCGAUACGCCAUUUUGUAGUUCAUCACCACGCAAUUCCAGUGGCGUGUGAUCCUAACCCGUGCCAGAACGCAGGAACUUGUACUGUUGUUGUCAAGGGUUACGAGUGCACGUGCCCAGCUGGGUUCAUGGGCUCACAUUGUGAAGUUCGAAGUCAAUGUGAACCAAACCCAUGUAAGAAUGGUGGAUCGUGCUACGAUGUGGGGACUGGAUACGAAUGCACGUGUUCCAUUGGUUUCAAAGGCAGUACUUGUGAAGACAAGAACAAAUGUCAUCCUAAUCCUUGUCGCAAUGGAGGGAUAUGUACGGGUACCAAUGACCUUGAUGGAUUUGAAUGUACUUGCAGGGAGGGAUACAAGGGGAAGAGUUGUGAAGCUGUAAACCAGUGUAGUCCUAAUCCCUGUAAGAACGGAGCGUUGUGUAUCGAGAAAGGGACUAAGUACGAAUGCACGUGUCCUCUAGGAUACAAGGGAGUAACUUGUGAAGAACGCAGUAAUUGUUUCUCUGCGCCAUGUCUUAACGGUGGAACUUGCAUUGAAGAACCUGGCGGAUAUAAAUGCAACUGUAAAUAUCAUUACAGCGGCAUAAAUUGCCAAGAUCACGUUUGCCACCCUUCACCAUGUCAGAAUUCCGGGACGUGUCUCGAGGAACGUGGCUCUUUCAGAUGUGUUUGUGGCAUAGGAUACCAUGGAAAUAACUGCGAAUACGAGACUCCCUGUAUUUCACAUCCUUGUCUCAAUGGUGGCACUUGCAUAGAUACGACUGCUGUGCACUAUCAUCACCUUGAUGCCAGCAUGGUAUCCCCAUCAUCUAUGUACACUAAUGGAUAUUAUUGCAAGUGUUCCUCUGGGUAUUCGGGGACACAUUGUGAAGAUGACUCCUGCAGUCACUGUCAUUUCUUCGCGGAUUGUUUUGGAACCAGAUGUCGUUGCAGAGCUGGUUACCAUGGAGACGGGAAGCGCUGUCACAAAAAUGUUUGUCAUCCCAAUCCCUGUAAGAACUCUGGAAAAUGUGUUGAGGCGGGUGAAAGUUUUGACUGUGACUGUCCUUCUGGUUACACUGGGCCUCUCUGUCAAGUUCGUCAAUUUUGUCUUCCUAAUCCGUGCAAGAAUGAAGGUGUAUGCGUCCCGUCAACUCAGGCUUACUCGUGUUCCUGUAAGCGAGGAUUUAAAGGCGACGAUUGCUCAGAAGGUGAUAUUUGCAAUCCCAACCCUUGUCGAAAUGGCGGGACUUGUCGGGAAGAAAACAAUGCUGCUGUUUGCGCAUGCGCUAUGCAGUUUGAGGGAAAGGUUUGUGAAGUUGACAGAUGUGCCAAAUGCCCUGAGAAUGCUCAUUGUGAACAAGGUCGUUGCGUCUGUAAUGACGGUUACCUCGAGACCGCCGAGAAACGAUGCGAAAUUGAACGGGGAGGAGCCCAAGAUCCAUGUACUCCUAACCGAUGUAAAAACGGCGGCGUUUGUCGUCAACCAGGACGAUGUGAGUGUCCCGAAGGUUAUGACGGCAGAUUUUGCGAACAAGAGGAUACUCAGUCAAUUGGUGCAGCGGAUCCUUGCAGUCCAAAUCCUUGCAAGAACAAUGGUGUUUGUUCCGUAACGGCAAACAAACCAAACUGUCAAUGUCCACAGGGAUUCUCUGGCGAUUAUUGUCAAGUUCAAGCCCAGGCUCCCAAGUCUCAGUGCCACCCUAACCCAUGUCAAAAUGCUGGGACAUGUCGUGAGAACGGGCCUGGAUACGAUUGCAUCUGCACCACAGGAUUCAAAGGACCUCAUUGUGAAAUCGACGAAUGUGAAAAAUGUGAUCCGCAUGCAAUAUGUGUCAGCGGUCACUGCAAGUGCAGGACGGGUUACAUAGGAAAUGGAUACGAAUGUUUAAAAGACUCGGACAGUGGUUGUGACAGCUGUAGUUCCCAGGCCACGUGUAAGAAAGGGACGUGUGUUUGUCUUUUCCCGCUCAUCGGAGAUGGACAGACCUGCUCAAUGCCCCCACCUCCUCCACCGCCUCCUCCACCUCCCCCACCGACUUCAUUCUGUACGUAUUCAACGUGCCCACCUCCCAGCCAGUGUUAUGGUAAUAUAUGCAUGUCUAAAAGGUCACAAAUAAUGAAAGUCGCCAGCUCCAAAAUUAAACAUUACAGACGAAAGAAGAAAUCUUAAAUCGUUUAACCACUUGUUUUCAAAAACAAUACUAUGAUAAGUUGAAAUAGGUUUUCAUUAUAAUCUUCACCCAUGUUCAACAGAAUAUUGUGAUUUAUAUGAAAGAUAAAUCUUUACCUUCGCUCAUGGUCACUUUGGUUAAAUUUAAGGAGUUAGUUUAAAAAAACUAUCGAGUAUCACGUUAGAAUGACCUCUAUCGGCUAAAUUUUUCUUUAGAUGUAUCAUGUUGCACUAUAUGUUUUAUAACACUGCUUGAGUCUCUAUUAAUGAUUUAGCAAAAUGAACUUAAGGGUCACGUGUUUUAUUCAUGGUCAUAUUUAGUUAUUUGAGGUAAAUGCCGCGGGUUCUAAAGUUAAAAGUCGAAUUCUAAAUUUAGCUUUAGUCAAUAGGUUUUCUUACAUGUAAAAAAUAUAACCUUUAUUGAAAGAUGAAUAAACUGUUUAUA
Molecule: messenger RNA, 2991 nt
Organism: Dendronephthya gigantea
Lineage: Eukaryota; Metazoa; Cnidaria; Anthozoa; Malacalcyonacea; Nephtheidae
Product: adhesive plaque matrix protein 2-like
Exons: 21
Coding region: 147-2546 (799 amino acids)
Biological process (GO): heterophilic cell-cell adhesion; establishment or maintenance of epithelial cell apical/basal polarity
Cellular component (GO): plasma membrane; protein-containing complex
Molecular function (GO): calcium ion binding
Source: RefSeq, a predicted model, not a curated record